AUGGCAGCUCCCAUCACGAGUGCCGAAAUAGGAGGCGCGGCGCUUCUGAAGCCUGGAGAGCGGGACUACGAACGCGCUGUCGCAACCGAGAACCUCCUUUACCGCUUCUCCCGACCCUUGUGUGUUGUUCAACCCAGAAAUGUUAAGCAGGUUCAAGCCAUUAUCAACGAGGCGCGAGUUAAGAAGCUCCGUGUUACUAUCAAGAACGGCGGCCACUCGUACGCCGGCUCGUCCACCGCAGAUGGUGGUAUCCUGUUGGACCUCCUCAGGAUGAACAAGGUGAAACUCGACAUGGCGCCCGGGUCGCGAACUCCGGAAUUCGUCACGCUGGAGGGAGGGGCGAAAUGGGGCCACGCCUACAAGGAGCUUGUCAACGGUCGCCACGAUGGGUACGUCAUAAAUGGAGGGCGGUGCCCGACAGUCGGAGUUAGUGGCUUCAUCUUGGGCGGCGGCCUGAGUCCCUUCACGAGAAGUUUUGGCAUGGGGUGUGAUACGCUGGUUGAGGCUACCAUCGUCACGGCGAACGGGAAGGUGAUCACUGUCAAAGAAAGUGACAAGAACAACUCGAACGAGAGGAAGCUCUUCUGGGCGCUCUGCGGCGCGGGCGGAGGCAACUUUGGUGUUGUGGUGUCACUCAAGAUGAAAGUGCAGCGUCUGGCAGGGAAGCAGGUAGUGGCGGGAAGGUUCACUUGGCUCCCAAAGCCGGAUGCAGAUGCCAUGGAGAAGUUCAUGGACACCAUGAGAAGCUUCUAUACAGCCAAGUGGCCCAACAGCACCACUGUCGACAGCACCUGGAUCUGCGAUCUCGACCAGACCGGAAGCGAGGUUGGCAUUCGGUUCCUGAUCUACCACGACGGCGAGAAGACCGACUUGGACAAGACCAUCGACAAGUACAUCAAGGAUAAAGAGCUGGCAAAAUUGAUGAAGCGCCGCACCAUGGCCGAGAAAUCGUCGCGGUUCCUCCACGAGACGCUUGUUGAGCAAUGGUCCGAAGAGAUCGCUAUGGCUCUGCCCUCGGCCGACAGAUUCUACCGCAUCUACACCUCCUUCGUUUUUGGCAACAAUCGCAGUACGAUCAACGACGCCACUAAGCGCAUCAGGAAGAGCAUGGGCGAUUUUAGGAAGCAGUUUGUCGGCGAGAAGGGGCUGCUGCAGUGGAAGGACAAGUGGCUUGGGGAAGAUAUGAAGCGCUUCCUUAAGGAGAUGGAAAAGGAUCUCCGGCCGCUCUCGAUCGACGGACGCGCAGCCUUCAUCAACUUCCCCGACAGAGAGCUGCGGCGGGAUGCGCACGAGGCGGCAUACUACGGGGACAACCGCGAGGAGCUGCGGCGCGUCAAGCAGACGUGGGACCGGGACAACUUCUUUUCAUGGCGGCAAGGCGUUCGAUUGCCCACCAAGAAGAGGGGCGCCGCUGGCACGGGGAGAGCGCGCAACAUGCCCAUGGCGGCGAUGCCGCCGGGAAUGGAGGUGAUGGAUGCUAUGGCUCCUGCACCGGGGACUGAGGGCGUCUACGUGGAAACUGAUGAGUCGGAGGACGAGGAACUGGCGACGGUAGAUGCAGCCGAGGCGGAGGAACGCGAGUGGGACAGGUUUGGGGUGCCCCUGAAGAAUGAUUUUGAGGGUGGUAUUCAUUCGCUGGCUGACUUGGGCUUCUGAGCGUACGUGUCCCUGGUAUGUUUGGACGGAGGCUUGAGACGGUGGGCGAAAUGAUUCUUGGGAUGGGAAUGGAAGGCCUCGUGUGAAUCUUUAGUUAACAGUCGCUCGCCAAGGUACGAUACACCCUGUACCUGAUCUCAGAUAGCCAGGUGUUCAACAAGUCCUAGCUACAAUGUUCAAGCUAUUUA
Molecule: messenger RNA, 1844 nt
Organism: Gaeumannomyces tritici R3-111a-1
Lineage: Eukaryota; Fungi; Ascomycota; Sordariomycetes; Magnaporthales; Magnaporthaceae
Exons: 2
Coding region: 1-1656 (551 amino acids)
Molecular function (GO): FAD binding; oxidoreductase activity
Source: RefSeq, a predicted model, not a curated record